AUGAAAGGUUGUGGAAAAACAGCUACAGUAUUUGAUGCUGGACAACACAACUUUAUUACUUAUAUUGUUACUCCUCAUCAAAAUAGUCAACCAUUGUAUAGUCAAGACUUUCAUCAGCUCCUUAAUGAUAUCAAUGCAAUUCUCCCACAAGGUACUUCCCAACUUAGCUUCAACACUGAACAUGAUGUAAUUACCUACAUAUUAGAACAACAAGGAUGUGAAAAUUCAAUUAAAGAAAUUACAAAUUAUGAUGAUGUUAAUCUUUUGGACACAUAUUAUUGUAAAUUGGCAGCUCAUUUUGAAAAAACACCACAAAAACAAGAGUUUGAAUGUCAUUCAACACUUGAGCAAAAAGAUCUUAGAAAGAUAGAUUUGAUGGUUGCCAAAUAUUCCGAGGAUGUUAGAAUUGAAAAGAUAACAAUAUUUAGAUCAUUUACAGCUGAUGACAUUUUAAAACCCUUGGAAACAUGUCUUAAUCAAAACAGUUUGA
Molecule: messenger RNA, 490 nt
Organism: Entrophospora candida
Lineage: Eukaryota; Fungi; Glomeromycota; Glomeromycetes; Entrophosporales; Entrophosporaceae
Source: the annotation of a GenBank genome assembly